This is a messenger RNA of Linum tenue, 711 nucleotides long. NCBI's taxonomy places the organism in Eukaryota, Viridiplantae, Streptophyta, Magnoliopsida, Malpighiales, Linaceae. The record is from the annotation of a GenBank genome assembly.
AUGUUUGCCGCUGCCUUGUCUUUCGAUGUUCUCAUUCUCAUGAAAAUGGUGGAUAGGCACUUCACCAUAUCCUCAGAUAGCUUGUUAGCUUCAAGAACCUCAUCCGAGAAACCCGAAGAUGAAGUCGCUUCUUCUUCUGCUAACCUGCACUCCACCUUCAUUGACUUUGAGGGAACAACUGAGCCUUUAUCUUCUGAUAUCCGCUUGUUAUCGAACAGUCUCUUACGAGGGGUUGCAGCUUUGCCAUUUCUCUUCUCAGGAGUUUGUUUCUCCUUCGAUGAAUUACUCCAUGACCGAUUCUCCUUCCCUCUUUCGUCAUAUGGAGAGGAUGAAAUCACCUUGUUAGAGCCUUGCCCUCUAUGUCUUGAUUGAUCACCUAUUACUGGACUCUCAUUUGACAAGAGCUUUCUACUUGAGGUACUUCUAGCAAGAGAAGGCUGCUGCUGUUGUUUAGCUGCUGAUCCAAAUGGUGAUGAAUUGAUGAGCUCGUGGGUCGACGAGACUGACUUUGAUCUCGAAUGCCUUGCUGGUGUUCUUGUACUAGAAGAAGAACAACAAGGUGGUUGCUGCUGUUGUUGCUGAUCAGAAACUCCAUCAUUAUUGCAGUUCUUAGAGGAGUUGCUGUUGUUGUAGACAGCUUCUUGGUAGAGGCCUUGUCUAAAGUUCACAACUUGUUCUUCUAGCCUAACUACUUCUUCUUCUAGGACAGCC